Vollenhovia emeryi is the source of this 2589-nucleotide messenger RNA. Its product is annotated as dnaJ homolog subfamily C member 2. The record is from RefSeq and is a predicted model, not a curated record. Gene Ontology annotation, cellular component: cytosol. The coding region runs from base 199 to 2067 and encodes 622 amino acids. Gene Ontology annotation, molecular function: Hsp70 protein binding; ribosome binding. Gene Ontology annotation, biological process: regulation of translational fidelity; 'de novo' cotranslational protein folding. The transcript is spliced from 5 exons. Lineage: Eukaryota; Metazoa; Arthropoda; Insecta; Hymenoptera; Formicidae.
AGACUGUUGAAAUUCCCGGUCGAAGGUCAAGUUAGGUCAGCGGCGGAUUCCGAGCUGGCGGCGCUGGCGCUCGCGGCAAUUUCGUGCGCGAGCGAGAGUUCGAGCCAUCGGGGAUGUUCGCGUAGCGCGGUCGAGGAGCCCUUUCGCGUGUCCCGUACGCGACUUUCAGGACCAGCCCGUCGCGAGGACCGCACGACGAUGACGGACGGCACCGGGAACGAGGACUCGGCGGCGUUCAACUCCAUAUCCGACGUAGGCAAAGCCAACGCCGGCACAGCAGGUGCGGUGGUUUUAUAUUCGACCGCACUGGCGUGGCGAGCCCAGUUCCACCGCAGCCUCACGCGCGCCAGCGUCUCGGAGUCGUCGGACGAGGAGGAGGAGGAUCUGUCCCAGUAUCAGUUCGCGGACGAUCUCGAAUACCUCAGGUCACUGGAUCCGAGAGACUGGAAGGAUCAGGAUCACUAUGCCGUUCUAGGGAUAAAAGACCUCAGGCACCGAGCGACCGAAGAUCUCAUCAAGAGAGCUUACAAGCUGAAGAUAUUGAAGCACCAUCCCGACAAGCGCAAGGCGAUGGGCGAAGAGAUCCGACCAGACGACGACUACUUUACGUGUAUCACUCGUGCCUGGGAGACCCUCGGGAGUCAAGCCAAGAGGCGAAGCUACGACAGCGUGGAUCCUUACUUCGACGACAGUCUGCCAGAAGAGAAGGACUGUCGGAACAAGUUUUUCGAGGUGCUGGGUAAAGCCUUUAAAGAGAAUUCGCGGUGGUCCGCGAAGAAGCCGGUGCCGCAACUGGGUGGGCCGUUCACGCCGCGAGAGAAGGUGGAACAGUUCUACUCGUUUUGGUACGACUUUGAUUCCUGGCGCGAGUACUCGUAUCUCGACGAGGAAGACAAGGAGAGUGGUCAAGACCGGGACAUGCGCAAAUGGAUCGAGAAGAAGAACAAAGCCACGAGAGCGAAACGGAAAAAAGAGGAGAUGACGCGAAUACGUACUUUAGUGGACAUGGCUUACAAUAUAGAUCCUAGGAUAAAGAAAUUCCAGCAAGAUGAUAAAGAUAAGAAGAACGCAGUGAAGAGGGCGAAGCAGGAGGCAGCAAAGGCCAGGCAACAGGAAGAAGAGAGAAUAGCACGGGACGCAGCAGAGAAGGAGAGACUGGAGAAGGAGAAAAGAGAAUCCGAGGAAAGGGCGAAGCAAGACGCACUGAAGCAGGAGCGAGAACUACAGAAGAAGGCGUUACGCAAAGAAAGGAAGGCGUUCAGGGAUUUUUGCAAGGCAAACCAUUACUUUGCUAAAAGUUCAGAAGAGAGUCUUCGACACAUGGAGAGCGUAGAGAAGAUCUGUGAGCUGUUUAAGCUCGUGCAGCUGGAAGAGGCGAUGAAGAAUCUUCAGACCAACGGUAGAUCCGCGUUUUUGAGCGUUGUCGAAGAGGCUGAAAGAAGAAUCGAGGAGGAACGUCGCAUAAAUGUGAUAAGUAACGAUGCAAGAAACACACCUGAUAAACAGACCAAGACCUGUACCGCACCUUGGAGUGAGACCGACUUGCAGCUCUUGAUAAAAGCUGUCAACCUGUUCCCUGCCGGUACCAAUCAACGUUGGGAAGUAGUAGCCAAUUUUAUCAAUCAACACAGCAGUUCCACCAGUGGAGUUGUUCGCGACGCCAAGGAAGUUCUGGCAAAGGCCAAGAGUCUACAGUCGACCGACUUUAGCAAAUCGAGUUUAAAAGAACAGGCGAAUAAGAAAGCCUUCGACAACUUCAUCGCUGAGAAAAAAAGCAAGGAAGCUAUCGAAGAAAGAAUGCCAGCCGUCACGGAGCGCCUAGACCAUCCAAUCGCGAACGGAGUAACCGCUGAACCCAAGGAGAUUAAAAAGGAACCUGUCCCGUGGACGCCGGGUGAACAAAAACUCUUGGAACAAGCAUUGAAAACUUAUCCGACAACAGUUCCGGACAGAUGGGAUCAAAUCGCAGCGUGUAUACCUACUAGAACGAAAAAGGAAUGUAUGAAGAGAUACAAGGAAUUGGUCGAGCUCGUGAAAGCGAAGAAGGCGGCGCAGAUGACGAAAUAAUAUUAACUGCACGCUAAGCUCGAAAUUUCCUUCUAACUUAUUGAACUCUAGUUCAAUUUCGCGAUUUCGAUGGCUAUUUCGUUCCUCGAAAUGGAUUUCUUCCCUAGAAAAUUAUAAACGAAAUUUAAGACUGGAGGACAAGAACCUUAGCUUACUCAUUGAGUGCCAGUUCGCGUGCAUACUUGUGCCUUUCUACAGCCGAUACAGAAAUCAGUUGCACGGCAUACAGAGAAAUUCAACCUGUUUUGUUCAGUCGAUCCUGCGAUACGUUUUAUUUCUACGCGCUGCACACUUUGAACGGAUCUUUGAAGCAGUGCUGCCCGACCAUUAUUUCCACGAAGACGGAACUCGUUACUCAGGAGAAUCUUCUGUGUAUAUUUAUUUUUGGCAACAAAUUUUUGCGAUCGACCUACACUUCAUAUUGUAAGUAUUGUAAAAUAAAGAAGAGCUGCUGUCGUCGGAAAGAAGCAACGUUUGGAGGAGAACGAUGGACUUUAUAAAUAAACGACAAUGUUUUGGAAA